AUGUUCGGGCCGGGCCGGGAGGACCUGCGGAGGAGAGGAAACGCUGCUUCUGGGGUCCGUGCGCUCCGGGACCGGGAGCCCGGGGCCGCCGCACUCCUGGGAAAGCACGGCGGGAGUGCCCGGGGUCCCCAGGACGAGAGUCCAGCCCAGAGCAACAGCGAGCCGGAGCGCGCCCGCCUGCUCGCCGACCCCGGGCGCCGAGAGCCGCUGGGGGCGCGCGGGGCGGUCCUCCCGCCGGCCGGCCGGUGCCGGGAACGUCUGCGGGAGCGGGGAAGUCGCCUCGGGGAGGAGCCGCGGCUGGCCCUGCUCUCUCUUGGACGCAUUUCAAAUCAACUUUCCGAAACACGCCCGCCCGAGCCGGAGCCCUGCGGCGCGCAGCCGUCCUUACCUGCUUACAGCGGUCGGACCUCGAGCCCCUCCAGGAGCGCGACCCGGGUCUUAAUCACCUGCGUAGUCCAGGAGCAACCCUAUGAGGUGGAGACAAUGAUUAUCCUGAUAUUACAGCAAUCUGUGGAACCAGCCGGGGAGCUACCCCAUCUAUGGCAGAGAACACAGAAGCUCCACCACCAGACUCAUGAACGCUUGUGGCUGAGAUCCGGGGAGAGAGUGAGGACGGGGAGUGGGCCUGCACUCACGUGCAGAUCUCCCAAAGGAGCUGGAGCACCGGGCCGCAAGUACUUCAACCUCAGAGCAGACUCCAACCCAAAACGUUUCCGCCGGCUCUUGGAGGACCCGAUCCUGCGCCACGUAAGGAACAUCCAGGGAGGUAGCAGUAGCGUGGACUCUCUUGCCUGA
Canis lupus familiaris (dog) is the source of this 795-nucleotide messenger RNA. RefSeq lists its product as uncharacterized. The transcript has 8 exons. The record is from RefSeq and is a predicted model, not a curated record. NCBI's taxonomy places the organism in Eukaryota, Metazoa, Chordata, Mammalia, Carnivora, Canidae. Bases 1 to 795 code for a protein of 264 amino acids.